This is a messenger RNA of Bicyclus anynana (squinting bush brown), 683 nucleotides long. RefSeq names its product acanthoscurrin-2-like. The record is from RefSeq and is a predicted model, not a curated record. The coding region runs from base 80 to 556 and encodes 158 amino acids. The transcript is spliced from 4 exons. Lineage: Eukaryota; Metazoa; Arthropoda; Insecta; Lepidoptera; Nymphalidae.
AAACGACACAAUAUUAAGAAACUUGGUAUAUAAGGAACUGCAAGACACUGUUGGAAAUAGACGGUGUUAGUCAGUCGAGAUGUCAAGAUUAGCAGUUCUUUGUGUGGUGCUUGCGGUCUGCGCUUUUGUCCAAUCCGCGGACCCAGGUUACAACAGCGGCAGUAAUGGCGCAAACGGCAAGCAAGUAGCUGUUGGUGGUGUAGGAGGUGGCCAAGAUGGAGGUCGUGGAGGUAGUGGCGGUAGUGGUUAUGGCGGUGGAAAAGGCGGCGGUGUAGGCGGAGGUCGCGGAAGUGACGGAGGUGGAAUUGGCGGAGGAAUCGGUGGCCAAGGCGGAGGCUAUGGCGGUGGUCAUGGUGGAAACGGAGGCGGUCUUGGCGGUGGUUACGGCGGUGGGAAAGGGGGUAGCGGAGGUCUUGGCGGUGGCCGUGGAGGCAACGGAGGAGGAUUAGGCGGAGGUCGGGGCGGUCAAGGCGGUCAAGGCGGUUAUGGAGGUGGUAAUGGCGGCGCUGGUGGUGGCAAUGCUGGCAAUAAGGGUGGAUCUGGGUACAGGCACUAAUUAAAUACAGAAUUGGACACAGUUUAAAAAUCAAAUACUUAACAACUCCACAGAUAUUUGUUAACGAGCUUUGAGUUUAUAUAAGAUCCAAUUUAAUGUAAAUUACAAAAUAAAGCUUACUAUUAUA